This is a messenger RNA of Anolis carolinensis (green anole), 4828 nucleotides long. It is a transcript of the gene cdan1, whose product is annotated as codanin 1. Bases 284 to 4270 code for a protein of 1328 amino acids. The transcript has 28 exons. The record is from RefSeq and is a predicted model, not a curated record. Gene Ontology annotation, biological process: chromatin organization. Gene Ontology annotation, cellular component: nucleus. NCBI's taxonomy places the organism in Eukaryota, Metazoa, Chordata, Lepidosauria, Squamata, Anolidae.
CCUCAGGUUUCUAACCACGCCUUCUUUGGGAGGCGGGGCUUCGGCGCCUCUCUCUUUCCUUCUCUCUGUCUGUGCCCCGCGCGCUUUCCCGCUUACAGUAUUGCGCGCGCGGUUCUUUUUCCCCUCAGCUUUCCCCCCCCCCUCCCUCUCUCUCUCUCUCUCACGUGUUGCGUUCGAAACCCGGAAUCGGGCGGGAAAUUCCUCUGUUCUCUCCUCAGCGCUUGGAAGGCCUUCGGAGCUUUCCCACAAGAGGAGAGGAGGAAGGAGGGCGCGUGCGGAUGGCAUGGCGGCUGUUUUGGAACUGCUGCUGCGGGACGAGGUGGCGGCCUCGGCUGUGGUGCGGUGGCUGAAGGCGAGCCAGGGCUCUCGCGGCGCGGAGGAAAGUGAAGUCCAUCCCAAGUUAGCCCUGCUGAAUUCACUUCAAAAAGACUUUGUGCCUUUUUUGCUGAAUUAUUUAAGAGAACAGACCAGUCGGAUAUUGACAAAUGGACCUUCUACCCCUGCUAAAACUCCAAACUCCAAGCACCUUGGGAGCUCUGCCAGCUAUAGGAGGCAAAGGACAGGAUCCGAAAGGAGGACACAGAGUACAGAAGGCUUCAGCAGCAGUAAAGGACGCCUUUUUUAUGAUGCAACUCCAACUAGCUUGUGCACCUCCAAUAGUAGUACCUCCCUUUCUGAGUCUCAUGAGUUUUCCGUCCUAAAUGGAUCAAGCAUAACAGGAUCUUUCAGUGAUUCCCUCCGUGCUGAUCCCAGCACUGCUACAAGUUUUACUUCAAGCCCCAGUUUUACUCGCCAUGAAAGGCGCUCGACACAGAAAACAAGCCUGGGGAGUUUUCUUGUUUCUGCUCCAAUGAGACGAGGUAGAAGAAAAGGCAAUAGUUCUGUGAAUGGUUCUGACCGGCCGGUGGCGCAAGACCUGGAAAGGCGACUGAAUGAGGAAGCAAAACAAGACAGUUCAUUUCAGGAUUCACCGAGGCAAAGGAAGCAGGGUGAACUGAGUCCAGCAUCUUCCACUUCUCCAUCUGACCAGCUUAACUUAAAUGACCUGGAGGAGUUUCCACCCAUGAGUGCUACUGGGGUGAUAAACAAAAGCAAGCCAUCAAGAAGAAUCAACCCUACUCCAGUGAGUACAGACCGAACCCUCUCCAAGCCAAAGAUGUGCUUCACUUCCACGCCUGUUGGCCAAUCUAAGGCACUUGCCGUCCAGUCUGGAAUAAGUCCUGAGGGUUUUUCUGCCUUUCAGGAAGUAAACCUGAUUCCUGCUUCUGGAAGUCUUCAGGAGGAAAGAGAGAUGCUGAAGAAGGAACGGUACAUUAUGAAGUCCAAGUUGUCACAUCACACGUCUUCCUCAGCAGAGUCAUCUCUAGAUUCUGGGAUGUCUGUCAAACCUAGUCCUGGUCUGAAUACAAAUCUUCUUGCUGAAAACCACUUAGUAACUUCUGCAGAUGUCACGCAGGUUUCUUGCAAGAAACAAAUUGAACAGUUGGCUCAGAUGUAUUCACUGUGCAUAGCAGAAAACCUGGUGCCAAGUAUAUUUCUGGAGUUUUUCUUUGUGUUGCAGCUGCUUACAGCCAAGGGAACCUCCUCUGUGGAGGAAAGGGAAAGUGACCUAGAUUUUAGUGGAGAAUACAAAGAUGCAGUUGCAAAGCAACAUUUUUGCAGUAUACACAACUGUGUUUAUUUUGCGGUUCGGGUCUUGGAUUAUCAAUUUGAAAUUGUAUCUCACCUGGAGAAAGGGACGCUGAAGCUCUUGGCUGAGAAUGACAGGAUUGCAUCCUUUUCUCCUGUUUUGCAUGAAAGGCUGAUGACAGCCUAUGAAAACAGCACAGCAAAGGUUUCCCUGUUGCUACCUUCAUGCGUACAAUCAGUUUCCUUCCAGCCAGAAACUGACAAUCGGUUUAACUUUUCCAGUGAUAAAGCAUUUCACAUAUUUAAAAAGCAAAGGGAUAUUUUCUAUGAGUUGUUGCGUGAAUGGGAAGACAACUCUGAAAAACCAGGCUGGGAUUUUGAGAAACGUCUAGGAGAAAGGAUCAGGGUUAUGAUGGCUCAUCUUUCAGCGGCUUCUAACUACAGUCACUUUGCCAGGCUGUUCCUGAAACAACUUCUUCAGAUGUGUAAAGGUCCAGUUGGUGGUGGCACAAGUUGGGGAGACACUCCAGACCAAGAUGUCCUUAACAUGUUAGGGCCGGAUAACCUGAGCCGACUGAAGAGGUUGCAAGAGAGAUUCCUUGUUCCCCAGAACAUCAGUGGGCCUUGCCCACCUCCUUCCUUUCCUGGAUGCCAGCAGUUCUUCAGGGACUUCAUCCUCAGCGCAGGAAGCUACCAGUUUAAUCAGCACUUGAUGGACAGUCUGUGCCUGCAGAUACUUGAACUGGAUGGCCUUGCUUUGGUGGAACAUGAACCCAGUGACAGAGAAGCAAUGGACGAACAGGAAGAAAAGAAACAUUUUGCUGCAGUCCUUAUGAGCCUCAGGGUCCUGGCAAAGUUUUUUGGAUUCCUUGUCUUCCUGCCUUAUCGAACAUCAGAGCCAGUGACUGGAGAUCUGCUAGAAUCUGCAGUGCUGUUAAGAAACCAAACACAUCCUGUACUGGAUGUAUUCAAACUGCUGAAACAAUCCAUUCAGAAACAGUGCACAGUCCUGACCAUACCGUGGGUUGUCGAGUUUCUUUCCCUGAUGGACUGUAUUGCUCCAUUUCUUGACUACUAUGGGAAGAUAUUUGCUCUCCUGUUGCAAUUGUACAGAUGUAUGCUGCUUUCUGAAAAUAAAGGGAUGUGUUUCCUGAAUAAGCUACUGAUUCUUGCAGUGUUGGGAUGGCUUUUUCAAGUGCCUGCUGUCUCUGAGAACUUGUUCUUUGCUGAUGAAGAGAAAUCAGAAAAAUUGAUAACAGAACCUGGGACAAAAGUUCAAGCUCUGGAUUCAGUGCCUUUGGUGGAUCAGCAGUUGCUUUAUACUUGUUGCCCUUAUCUUGGUGAGUUGAAGAAAUUGCUGUCGUCCUUUGUGCUGGGAAGCGGAGGGAAGAACGGCGGCUACAUACGGAAAAUAACCCCAACUGCUGCAGAGGCCUUUGCACCCAAAACCUCAAUCACUCGGCAAAAACUUCAGGCAGAGUUGGAGCAGGCCUUCUUCCACAAUCAGUCCCCGUCUCUACGGAGAACAGUAGAGUUUGUGGCAGAGAGAAUAGGAUCCAAUUGUGUCAAGCACAUCAAGGCAACCCUGGUAGCGGAGCUGGUGAAAAGAGCAGAGGUCAUGUUGCAGGAUAAUGUGAAGGAAGAGGAAGCCAAUUAUGGCAAACUGCUUGACGAAGUCUGUUCCCAGCUAUAUGAAGAAGGGGCACAAGCUCUGAUUCAAGGCAAAGAAUUUUGCAGGAAGAAAGGCCCUGAAGCUGUGGAAAUCUUGCUGCCAGAAGAGACAUCUGCAGCAGUUUUGAGCUGUGCAUCAAAUAUUGCAGUGGGGCUGGCUACAGAAAAGGCCUGUGCUUGGCUUUCCACAAAUAUUACAGCUUUGAUUAAGAGGGAGGUGAAGGCCACUUUCAGUCGCAUGCUGAAGGUCCAGGCACUCUCCUUGCCCAGUCCCAAUGAAACUGUGCAGAAGAAGAAAGGCUGCCCUCCAGAUUGCUCCCACCAAACUUCAUUCCCUUCCCAGAUCAUUAAUGAAAUCAAGGAUGUGCUCUGCAUCGCUGUGGGCCCAAGGGAUGAAGAUGAAGAAAUCCAGUUUGCUGAAUUAGAAAGUUUGUUGAGAAGGCUGAGCCAAACACUUUGUUGCAGAAAGUUCAUAUGCCCAGCAUCAGAGCAGCAGCUGGCUAAGUGCACUGUUGAGUUGGCCUCCCUUCUAGUUUCAGACCGAGUUCCGAUCCAGAGGAUGAACUUUCAGGUCCCCCAAAAGCAGGAACAGCAGCCAGCAAAGAGCCACCUCAUAUCCAGCCUUCUGAAAUCCCUGCUGUCUGUUUGGAAAGAAGACUUCCAGGCACCUGUUCCAUUGCAGCUGAUUUUCAGUAGGAAGAAUGCUUUCUAUCUUGCAGACAACAAACAGCGCAAGUGGGACUUGUUCUUGUUCAUGCUUCAUGGGCUUGUUGAGCAUGGCUUAAUGACAAAAAGAGAAAUUCAGAGUGGUUUGCACCAACUUUUAAAACUCCCAUGGCCUUUUGACUUUUCCAAGGAGCUAGAAGCAUUAUCAAGCAUAUUUGUUUCUGAGAACUACAUUGCAGAACCAAAGACCUUGGCCUAUGAAUUGCUGGGGCAGCCGAGAGGGACCGUGGCAGCACAGAGUUAGCCAAGGCACAAUAUUUAAAACCUCGGAGGUGUUUGUUAAUGCCCAGCACUCGGACAAUAAUGUUGGAGCUCCGACUUGCCCUUGUAAAGGAUGCCCAGAUUUUAAGGCAAAAUGCACACUUUUCCAUGAAGAAAUGUUUAAAGCACCUUAAGAGGAAUUGCAGGACAAACCUGUUUCUUCGUGAAAGCAUGUGGAAUUUGCCACAGAGUGAGAAGAUGGACUGUAAUUGCACAAAUGUGUAAAAAGUAUAUAGGUCAAUUCUAGCUAAAUCUGAGGGAUCUCGUUUAAAGAGAAAUCUGUUGUUCCAAUAUGUGGCCUUAAGGGGAGACUGGUGUUGAAAUUUGAUAAUCUAAUAAUUAAGUCCUUUUAAAAAGUCAAAUCCUGUCUUAGAAUAUAAUCAUGCACUGGCUUAGGACUGUUCAAGAAAGACUGCCUUUUACAAAAAGCUGCUUUUUGUACUUUGUGGUUGUCUAAUAAUGAGAGAAGUUGAUUUUAUUAGGAAAACAGCUAAAUUGUGAUAUAUUCCUUAUAUAUGGAAGAAUAAAUGAAAGAACCACA